Arthroderma uncinatum is the source of this 615-nucleotide messenger RNA. RefSeq lists its product as uncharacterized. The transcript is spliced from 4 exons. The record is from RefSeq and is a predicted model, not a curated record. Lineage: Eukaryota; Fungi; Ascomycota; Eurotiomycetes; Onygenales; Arthrodermataceae. The coding region runs from base 1 to 615 and encodes 204 amino acids.
AUGGAAGGCCUAACUGCUAGCGAGCAGCGCAUCUUCACCCUGGGCAUGCUUUGUGCCACAGAUGGUCUAACAAGCAUCAAGGUCGAUUACGACAAGUUGGCCAUCCAGGCUGGCCUCAAGAACGCCGCCUGUGCAUUGGUUCUGUUCAAUAAGUCGAAGCGCAAAAUCUUGCAGGGCAUCGCUGAAAACGCUUCCGGUGCCGCUGGCAACAAGACUCCAAACAAGAAGGCUGCGACUGGUGACAAAGUCACUAAACCCCCUAAAUCCCGCGCAAAGGGCAAGGCCACCACCAAUGAAGGAGACACUGAAGAAUCCAAUGUCGAUGCCGUCGACACCACACCCGUCAAGGCAGCCAAACCCAAAGGAGCUAGAGCCAACGGACGCGCAAAGGGUGCAGCUAAGGUGAAACGUGAUCCUGAGAACGAGAUCAUAUCCAUCAAACACGAGGCAGAAAUCAAAACCGAGCCUUUCACCGAGGACUUCGCAAAAGGUAUUAUUGACGGCACAUUCUAUCCUUGUACGGGUGAAAAGCUAAACAACCUUUGGGUGGCAGGUACCGGGCCUACCGCUUUUGGAACCCCCUUUGACUCUUCUGAACUAGAUGACAGCAUCUAG